AUGGCUGCUACCUCUCCGCUGCUCGAUGCGGAGCCUGCGUGGCUUCAAGGGCUGCAGCAGGAGUUGCACACCAUCGUGCAGACGCAGAAGCAGAUGGCUCAGCAGAUGCAGGACUCUGGGAGGGAUCUUAGUAGAAUCCAGGAGGGGAUUAGGAGCCUCAGUGUCGGACAGGAAACGCUCACGAAAAGAGCUGAUGAACAGGAGGCGGCACUUGCACAAAUGCGCAAAGAGUUUAAGGAACUCGAACGAGACUUACAAGAACUGAAGAGUGCCCCGCCCACUAGGAAUGCGAGCCCCGUCACGACUCCUCGUGGGGCCCCUGCACGCUCUAAUAGCCCUCGGUUUGACAGUGAUGGUCAACGUGAGGUCGACGAACUACAAUUGGUAGUCGGUGGAUGGGUGGAAGCGAAGAGGGAACAUGUUGAGUCGGAUGUGCGAGCCAUGUUUGAGCAGCUUAAUGCACUGCCGCUUCUUAAAGCAGUCUUCGUGCCGUAUGUUAGGAGCAGCUUUUGCCGUGUGGAGUUAUUCUAUACGGAUGACAACAUUUGGGCGCAGCGUAAGCUACAAACUAUGGUUCUGCAACACUUGAAGGCGAUGACCUUUGUGUCGAGAGUACCUGGACAAGAGCGAUCCACCUUCUGGUUCUCCCGCAAUAGAACCCCCAGAGAGAGAGCAAAGAUCAGAGCGAUUCUCCAGGUGCAGAGCCUCUGUCAGAAAUACCUCGGGGACCACGCGGUAGAUAGGGAUUGGCGCGGAAAGGUCUGGGCGAAUGGCACCCAGGUCCUGUUCCACGUCGAAAAGGAUCGACGCCCAGAGCAAACGCUCAUGCUUGUCGACGCGAGGGGAAAUGAGACCGGAUGGUUUCUCAAUGUCAAAAUGUUGGAGGCGAGGCUCGGAGAAGUGGGGGAUGUUCGUGAUGUGGAAUUAGGAAAGCAUGCAGAGAAGCUUUUUCAGAUUGCUGGAAAGGACUUUGUUGGAUACGUUGCGAAUCCAAUGCUCUGCCACAGGAUGCAUGCUGCAAAGGGAGUGGUUUCUUUCUUCUUUGUGCAGGAUGCUCUUAUGUUGCAUCGGAGGGCCGGGGAGGUGCUUAUCGGGCAUGAUUUGAACCAAGACGCUCAUGCUCAUGUCGACUCUUUCGACGGCAUGCUUCAUUACAGGUUGACUGGGGCAGAGCUGAGUUUCUGGAAGAGACCAGAUCUCAGGGUGGCGCUUCCGCCUAGGCAGACCUUGUGUGGUAAAUGGAACCUAGACCUCGACGAAUUCUUUGCGCAGCUGCAGGAUCAGGAUCCUCCUGAGGUGAAGGAACUGAUAGACCGACGAAAGAGGAUGUGUGAUGUGGACUCGAAAGCUGCGUUGAUGCAAGAAAUCCAUCUGUUGCGGCGGCAGGCUAGGCGGAGUGCUGCUGGGUCCUUCACUGACGGUUCGUACAUACAGCGAGCGGGAGGAUUGGCUCAAGCAGCUAAGGACCUCCAUCACUUCUAUUUGCAGAAGUACUCUAGCACUGAGGCAGCUCUGUCAGGGCAAGAAAUGCAGCAGCUGUUUGACGUGCAUGCACAACAACCUGUCCUACCCGUGACAAAGCAAGAAGUCAGCGAAGCUCUGGCUAGGUGCAAGAAUGGGGUAAGUGCUGGACUCGAUGGGGUGACCUUUGAAGGCUUGAGGGUUCUCGUGACUAGGGACGAGAGGAAUCGGAUUCCUGAGUACUUCACCAGGUUGCUCGCCCUAGUGGCCCAGGUCCUUGAUGGAAUUACUGCAGCCCAAUCGGUAAUGACCCUGGUUCGCAAGACAACGGGAUCCCCCUGCAAGGCGAUUCAACUUGCCAAACUUUGCUUUGGCACGUCGGUUGUGGUGGAGGAGAUGGAGGCACUCUUUCCUGUCUGGUCAGAGUUCAUUCAAGGUGACAAUGCUGAUUCGAGCGCUCCAGCGGAUAGGCUGUUUGGAAAAGGGGAGGCCAAGGUCGUCGCUGAUCGUGUCACACUCCAGGACCUACGACAGCUGGCAAGCUCGAUGAUGGAGCUUCGCAGCUCUUUCACGUUCGGCGCUUAUGUUCGAGUGAAGACUGGCGUGCACUCGGAGACGAAGGACUUCCCGCAGCUGGUCAGUGUGUUCACCAGAUACAUCAGGCAACAGUUUCCAGAUGCUCCUUUUCUUACCUUCCGCUUGCAGAUGAAUGAGGGGACCUCCCCUCACAAGGAUGCACAGAAUACGUACCUGCCCUCGCUCAUUUGCAAUCUGUCGCCGGGAGCUCCGGGAGGGACAUGGGUGGAGGACAGUCGUGGCACUCACCUUAAAAGCUGCUCAGAUGGCGAAGUGAGGCGCGGCUGUGUGAUCCAAGGCGAGAGCUACCGCAUCAGUGCUCGUAAGUACUGGCACGCGGCUGUCCUUGAUGAUGAUGCAAGAAUCGUACUGAUCGGCUGGGUUCCAGCUGGUUGGAAACAUCUUGCACCUGCAGACGUGAAUUGGUUGAAAGGGGUCGGGUUUGUCCUUCCGACUGAGACAGCUGAAGACCGUGCGGAGCUUUCUGACUGGAGGGGAGUGGGACUCGUGCAGUCGGGCAUUUGUGAGACGCUGCUCAAGCGCUCGGUUUGGAAGGCAGGCAUGCUACGCCAGUCACCUCCUGUGUGCAUCUGUCUGUCGUCGGAUGAGGCAACGCGAGCUUUCUUGGAGACUCCGGGAAGCAGGGCACAGAUGGUGGAUGUGCUCUCCGGGUGGUGGUCUUCCCUUCCUGAGGAGUGGCUUGCACUUGUGUUGAUGGGGGGGCUACUGUGGCUGGUGCUCCUCGUGCAGGCCCAUCAUGCCCGCACACUUCUGACACGCACCAUGACGGCAGUGCUGGGUGUGGAUUCGCGGUUGCAGCAACUGGAGGCGGAGGUCCUUGUUUGGAGGACGAGUGCCAUGGUUGCGCAAGGGACGAGUGCCACACCACCAGACGCCGAUGGAGGAGAUACCACGAUGCAUGCUGAAUUUGAUCUGCAUGCUCAAUUUGUUCUUGCAUGUCAAGACGUGAGGGGGAUGACGAUGACGACUCAGCAUGCAUGUGACUGGAUGGGGUCGGCCACCAAGCUCAUCUCGGCUCAACAUGAUGAGCUGGGAGACCUCACAAGGGCCCAUAUUGAGCUCAGCAAGGCGGUCAACAAGAUGCUGGACGAUGCGGCAACAACUCGUACAGCUGGCAGUUCGCCUGCGGACUCUAUCCCGGCUUCAUGGGUGCAAGAGCUGAAGGAUGCUUUGGCGCCUUCGGUCAAGGCCAUGAAGGACUUGAAAAGUCUGGUAGAGUCGGGGCUUAAUGGAGUCAACCAGCAGCUGGCGGAUCAAGAUCUCACGCCUUUCAAGGACACCCUCAAGGACUUCUUCAUUCGUUUUGAGGACGGCUGUGAAAAGCUCACUAAAGGGCUUGAGCUGCUGAAGCAGGGGGCUCCCAACACAGCAGGUGGGGCUAAUCAGCAAGUUCUUGAUGCUCUGGGGGCAAUGAAGACUGUGUUGCAGAAUUUGGGUGCGCCCUCGAAAGAAGUUCUGGAUGCAGUCGCGACGGUGAAAGGUGCGGUCGAUCGCUGCACACAACAGGGCGAGAAAGUGGAGCAGGUCGCACGAGCUAAGACGACGAGCAUAUACGAAGAGGUCGGCCUGCUCAAGGGGCAAAAUAGCCAGCUUCACAAAGAUGGGUACGCCUUGAUGAAGAGCUUGGAAAAGAAGAUGGAGCAUCAAUCAGCUAUUCUGGACGGCUUCGCUGGGUCACUUGCUCAGUUGACGGCGGCCUUUGGUCGGCCGCCUGUGGACUCGUCCGGAGUCACCAGACUGCUGGACACGUCGCUCUCGCAAGGGGAAAUGCUGAAAGAACUGGAGGGCCAUGUGGGUCAGAUGCGAGAAAUGCACAUGAUGAACUUCUGCAGCUGA
Molecule: messenger RNA, 3894 nt
Organism: Symbiodinium necroappetens
Lineage: Eukaryota; Dinophyceae; Suessiales; Symbiodiniaceae
Source: the annotation of a GenBank genome assembly